CAGGGACACAGUAGGAAGUUUCUGCUGGGGUCUGCACUGGAAGUAUACCACUAAACCUACCCCUGUAUGACUAGGAACUGAGAAGAUUAUAGACAGGGCCACAGAGAGUCUACAUGUCUGAUAUUUAGACAUGUUCAGCUUUGUGGAUACACGGAUACUGCUCUCUAUAGCAGCAACAAUCCUAGUAGCAAGAUGUCAAGGAGAAGAUGACGUUCUUUCUUCCCAGUGCAUUCAAAAUGGCGUUAAGUACAACGACAGAGAUGUAUGGAAACCAGAAGCCUGCCAAAUCUGCGUUUGCGACAAUGGAAACAUCCUUUGCGACGAGGUGAUCUGUGAAGACGCGGACUGCCCCAACGCAGAGAUCCCAUUCGGAGAAUGCUGCCCCAUCUGCCCCGACAACGCUCAAUACUCCGAAGUUACCGGAGUUGAGGGUCCCAAGGGAGAUACUGGCCCUAAGGGUGAUAGGGGACUUCCCGGCCUACCUGGUAGAGAUGGCAUUCCCGGAAGACCUGGAGAAAUGGGACCCCCAGGCCCACCUGGUCCACCUGGCCUUGGCGGAAACUUUGCUCCUCAAAUGUCCUACGGUUUUGACGAGAAGUCUGCUGGUAUCUCCAUGCCCGGUCCCAUGGGCCCUAUGGGUCCCCGUGGUCCCCCUGGCCCAGCUGGAUCUCCCGGACCUCAAGGCUUCCAAGGACCCCCUGGUGAACCCGGCGAACCCGGUGCAUCUGGUGCUAUGGGACCCCGUGGCCCCCCAGGACCCCCAGGAAAGAACGGUGAUGAUGGUGAAGCUGGCAAACCAGGCCGCCCUGGUGAGCGUGGACCCCCAGGACCCCAGGGUGCUCGUGGUCUUCCAGGAACAGCAGGUCUCCCAGGUGCCAAGGGACACAGAGGUUUCAACGGACUUGAUGGAGCUAAGGGUGACACCGGUCCAGCUGGUCCUAAGGGUGAGCCUGGCAACCCUGGUGAGAAUGGCGCUCCCGGACAAGUAGGUCCACGUGGUCUCCCCGGCGAGAGAGGUCGCCCAGGCGCUCCUGGCCCAGCUGGUGCUCGUGGUAACGAUGGUGCUCCCGGUGCUGCUGGUCCCCCUGGUUCUACUGGCCCGACUGGACCACCUGGCUUCCCCGGCAGUGUUGGCCCUAAGGGUGAUGCUGGUCCUCAAGGUUCUCGUGGUUCUGAUGGUCCCCAAGGUGCUCGUGGUGAGCCUGGUGCUCCUGGUCAAGCUGGCCCAGCUGGUCCUUCUGGAAACCCUGGUACUGAUGGUCAACCUGGUGCUAAGGGUGUCACUGGUGCUCCCGGUAUUGCUGGCGCUCCUGGUUUCCCUGGUGCUCGUGGUGCUCCUGGACCUCAAGGACCUGGCGGUGCUCCUGGACCUAAGGGUAACAAUGGUGAACCUGGCGCUCAAGGAAACAAGGGAGAGCCUGGUGCCAAGGGAGAGCCUGGCCCAUCUGGUGUACAAGGACCCCCAGGCCCCCCUGGUGAAGAAGGAAAGAGAGGAUCCCGUGGUGAGCCUGGACCUGGCGGUCCUCCUGGCCCUGCUGGUGAACGUGGUUCUCCUGGUAGCCGUGGUUUCCCUGGAUCUGAUGGUGCAUCUGGACCCAAGGGUCCCCCUGGUGAACGUGGUCCCGUUGGCCCUGCUGGUCCCAAAGGAUCUCCCGGUGAAUCUGGCCGCCCUGGCGAGCCUGGUCUUCCUGGUGCUAAGGGUCUGACUGGUAGCCCUGGCUCCCCUGGCUCUGAUGGCAAGACUGGCCCUGCUGGUGCCCCUGGUCAAGAUGGCCGUCCUGGACCCCCUGGCCCACCUGGUGCUAGAGGCCAAUCUGGUGUAAUGGGAUUCCCCGGACCUAAAGGUGCUGCUGGUGAGCCUGGCAAACCUGGAGAGAGAGGAGUUGCUGGUCCCCCUGGUGCUGUUGGUGCCCCUGGUAAAGAUGGUGAAGCUGGAGCUCAAGGUCCUCCUGGCCCCUCUGGCCCCGCUGGUGAGAGAGGUGAACAAGGUCCCGGUGGUCCACCUGGAUUCCAAGGUCUUCCCGGACCCCCAGGUCCUGCUGGUGAGAGUGGCAAGCCCGGUGAACAGGGUGUUCCUGGUGAUGUUGGUCCUCCUGGUCCAUCUGGUGCAAGAGGUGAGAGAGGUUUCCCUGGCGAACGUGGUGCCCAAGGUCCCCCUGGCCCUCAAGGACCUCGUGGUUCCAAUGGUGCUCCUGGUAACGAUGGUGCUAAGGGUGAUGCUGGUGCUCCUGGUUCCCCUGGUGGUCAAGGACCUCCCGGUCUCCAAGGAAUGCCCGGUGAACGUGGUGCUGCUGGCCUUCCUGGUGCAAAGGGUGACAGAGGUGACCAAGGACCUAAAGGCAGUGAUGGUGCCCCUGGCAAAGAUGGCGUGAGAGGUUUGACUGGUCCUAUUGGUCCUCCUGGCCCAUCUGGUGCUCCUGGUGACAAGGGUGAAGCUGGCCCUGCUGGUCCUGGUGGUCCUACUGGUGCCCGUGGUGCUCCCGGUGAGCGUGGUGAGCCCGGUCCUCCUGGCCCUGCUGGAUUUGCUGGUCCCCCUGGAUCUGAUGGACAACCUGGAGCUAAGGGAGAACAAGGAGAUGCUGGUCCCAAAGGUGAUGCUGGUCCUCCAGGUCCAUCUGGUCCCACUGGUGCCCCUGGCCCUGCUGGUGCUCUUGGUGCUCCCGGUCCCAAAGGUGCUCGUGGUCCUGCUGGUCCACCUGGUGCUACUGGUUUCCCUGGUGCUGCUGGAAGAGUUGGACCCCCUGGCCCAUCUGGCAAUGCUGGACCCCCUGGACCUUCCGGACCAGCUGGCAAGGAAGGACAGAAAGGACCCCGUGGUGAGACUGGCCCUGCUGGACGCCCUGGCGAACAUGGACCUGCCGGCCCACCAGGACCUCCUGGUGAGAAAGGUUCUCCUGGCAACGAUGGACCUGCUGGUCCCCCUGGUACUCCUGGACCUCAAGGUAUUGCUGGUACCCGUGGUACAGUUGGUCUUCCUGGACAGAGAGGAGAAAGAGGAUUCCCCGGUCUACCUGGACCUUCUGGUGAACCCGGCAAACAAGGUCCUUCUGGCCCAAGUGGUGAACGUGGCCCCCCUGGUCCUUCUGGUCCCCCAGGCUUAGCUGGACCUCCCGGUGAACCUGGACGUGAGGGUUCUCCUGGUCAAGAAGGCUCUCCUGGUCGUGAUGGAUCUGCUGGACCCAAGGGUGACCGUGGUGAGACUGGACCUUCUGGACCCCCUGGUGCUCCCGGUGCCCCUGGUGCUCCCGGCCCUGCUGGCCCUGCUGGAAAGAACGGAGAUCGUGGUGAGACUGGUCCUGCUGGUCCUGCUGGCCCCGCCGGCCCUGCUGGUGCCCGUGGCCCCGCUGGUCCCCAAGGCCCACGUGGUGACAAGGGUGAAGCUGGAGAACAAGGAGAAAGAGGCAUGAAAGGACACAGAGGUUUCAAUGGUCUUCCAGGACCACCCGGCGCCCCUGGACACCCUGGUGAGCAAGGUCCAUCUGGUGCUUCCGGUCCCGCUGGUCCAAGAGGUCCCCCUGGAUCAUCUGGUAACCCUGGUAAAGAUGGUGCCAACGGUCUUCCCGGCCCUAUUGGUCCCCCUGGUGCACGUGGUCGUACUGGUGAUGUUGGUCCUGCUGGUCCUCCUGGACCUCCCGGUCCCCCAGGUCCUCCUGGCCCCCCAAGUGGUGGAUUCGACUUCAGCUUUAUGCCCCAGCCACCUGCAGAGAAGUCCGACCAAGGUGGUCGCUACUAUCGUGCUGAUGAUGCCAAUGUGAUGCGUGACCGUGAUAUGGAAGUUGAUACCACCCUCAAGAGUCUGAGCAAACAGAUUGAAAACAUCCGCAGCCCCGAGGGUACCAAAAAGAACCCAGCCCGUACUUGCCGCGACCUGAAGAUGUGCCACUCUGACUGGAAGAGCGGUGAAUACUGGAUUGACCCCAACCAGGGCUGCACUCUUGAUGCCAUCAAGGUCUAUUGUAACAUGGAGACUGGUGAGACCUGCGUCUACCCAUCCCAGAGCAGCAUCCCACUGAAGAACUGGUACACAAGCAAGAACCCACGUGAGAAGAAACAUGUCUGGUUCGGAGAGACAAUGAGCGAUGGAUUCCAGUUCGAAUAUGGUGGUGAGGGAUCUGACCCAGCUGACGUGAACAUCCAACUCACCUUCCUCCGUCUCAUGGCCACUGAAGCCUCACAGAACAUCACCUACCACUGCAAGAACAGCGUUGCUUACAUGGACCAAGCCACUGGCAACCUGAAGAAGGCCCUGCUCCUCCAAGGCUCCAACGAGAUUGAAAUAAGAGCUGAGGGCAACAGCCGCUUCACCUACACCGUCACCGAGGAUGGCUGCACGCAACACACCGGACAGUGGGGCAAGACUGUCAUUGAAUACAAGACAACGAAAACAUCACGCCUGCCCAUUACAGAUGUGGCACCCAUGGAUAUUGGCGGCCCAGACCAGGAAAUCGGAUUUGACGUCGGACCAGUCUGUUUCGUGUAAAAACAAAACACAAAUACCAGGACAGGAGAAUAUUUCAUGCGGACUUGAAAUUGUUGUUCCUCUCAUCUCUAAAACUCUUCUUGUUUUCGUAAGCAUUACACGAAAAAGCAAACCAAUAGUCAUGCUUUGAAGAACAUCUCUCAAAGGACAGACCAUGUGUAUGUGUAUUUGUGUUCACGGAAGGGGAACCGACACCUCCCCGAUCAACUGUGCCCCUGCAUACAUGAGUUGGCCUUCCGACGACCUUGAAGAUGCCCACAAUGACUAUGUCCCAGAAUUCGAAAAUUAACAAGGAUACGGCAUUCGAAGUAGAAGAGGAGUAAAAAAAAAAUGAAAUCGUUUCAUGUAAUGCACCUUUUUUUUAAAACUUUUUUUGUUCGUUUUUGUUUGUUCAGGUGGCAAAAAAAAAAUAAAUCUGAAAAAAUUAAAUUGAAAGUGUGUGAAGAGUGUUUUAAAAAGAGCUAGGUUUGUCCUCUGGGUGUGAAUGUCCUACUCAACCGUUCCUAGAGCCCGUAUUUCACCAGGAUCUUCGCCUUUGCCACUCUAGAGGACAUUCGUGGUCGCUGACUUGAAUGUUCUUCUGGUGUCAAAGGGUGAGGAGUGGCUCAGCAUCCCGGUGGUGCAGUUUAGAGAAUAAAUGUGUUUUUUUUUCUGAGACUACCUCACUGUCUUCUCCCAUUCCAUUGGUGCUAAAGUCUCACUGCUUCUUCACAUGUUCCUCGUAGCAGUAACUUCAAACAUUGGUGCUAAACUCAACAUUAGAAGGAAUCUUUACCAAAGAUGUACCCCUGAAUAACAUACACUUGAGGUAUUAAUGGUGCUACCCCCUUCCAUGUUCCUUAGACCCCUUUCCCGUGAACACAGGGUGAAAAGGUCCUGUCUAUAUUGGUAGCAUUACCAUUUUCUUGUUUUGCUUCUCCUUCGGUUCUUCUUCAUUCUCUUCAUCUGAAGCUGCCUCUCUUGCUCCUUUCUCCUUCCUGUUCACUUUCUUUUGUCCAACCCAAAACUAGACAGUGAUACCAUGGGGUUCGAACUGAUACCAAGGAUCUGUACCUGUUUUGUUAUUGUAUAAUAAUUUGAGAUGUUUUUAAUUAUUUUGAUUGCUGAAAUAAAGCAUGUGUUAUGGUCCAAAA
Molecule: messenger RNA, 5613 nt
Organism: Spea bombifrons (plains spadefoot toad)
Lineage: Eukaryota; Metazoa; Chordata; Amphibia; Anura; Pelobatidae
Gene: COL1A1
Product: collagen type I alpha 1 chain
Exons: 51
Coding region: 131-4480 (1449 amino acids)
Molecular function (GO): extracellular matrix structural constituent; protein binding
Source: RefSeq, a predicted model, not a curated record